AUGGCGGUGGCGGCCCCUGGCCAGCUCAACCUCGACGAGGCCCCCUCAUGGGGCUCCCGCAGCGUCGACUGCUUCGAGAAGCUGGAGCAGAUCGGCGAGGGCACCUAUGGACAAGUGUACAUGGCGAAGGAGACGGGCACCAACGAGAUCGUCGCGCUCAAGAAGAUCCGCAUGGACAACGAGCGCGAAGGGUUCCCGAUCACCGCCAUACGCGAGAUCAAGAUCCUGAAGAAGCUUCACCACCAGAACGUUAUCAAGCUCAAGGAGAUCGUCACCUCCCCAGGCCCAGAGCGGGAUGAGCAAGGGAAGCCAAUUGAGGGCAACAAGUACAAGGGGAGCAUUUACAUGGUUUUCGAGUAUAUGGACCAUGACCUCACCGGGCUUGCUGAUCGGCCAGGAAUGCGGUUCACUGUGCCACAGAUUAAGUGUUACAUGAGGCAGCUGCUUACAGGCCUGCACUAUUGUCAUGUCAACCAAGUUCUGCAUCGAGAUAUCAAAGGAUCUAACCUCUUGAUAGACAAUGAGGGUAACUUGAAGCUUGCUGAUUUCGGCCUUGCAAGAUCAUUCUCGAGUGAUCACAAUGGAAACCUUACUAACCGUGUGAUCACUUUGUGGUAUAGACCUCCAGAGUUGCUACUUGGAAGCACAAAGUAUGGUCCAGCCGUUGACAUGUGGUCAGUGGGCUGUAUUUUUGCAGAACUUCUCAAUGGGAAGCCAAUAUUGCCUGGAAAGAAUGAGCCAGAGCAGCUGACUAAGAUCUUCGAGCUUUGUGGUACCCCUGAUGACCAAAUCUGGCCUGGUGUCACAAAAAUGCCAUGGUACAACAACUUCAAGCCUCCCCGGCCAUUAAAGAGACGAGUUAAAGAGUUCUUUAAACAUUUUGAUCGGCAUGCACUGGAACUGUUAGAGAAGAUGUUGACUUUAGAUCCAUCACAGAGGAUAUCAGCAAAAGAUGCACUUGAUGCAGAAUAUUUCUGGACUGAUCCCUUACCAUGCGAUCCAAAGAGUUUGCCCAAGUAUGAGGCAUCACAUGAAUUCCAGACAAAGAAAAAGCGUCAGCAACAAAGGCAAGCAGAGGAAGCUGCAAAGCGUCAAAAACUUAAUCAUCCUCCACCACAUUCUCGUUUGCCUCCAAUCCAGCAGCCUGGCCAAGCACAUCCUCAAAUCAGGCCUGGCCAGGGUAUGCACAAUGUGCCUCCUGUGGCAGCUGGCCCAGGCCAUCACUAUGCAAAGCCCCGAGGACCAGGAGGUCCUAGCCGGUAUCCUCAGGGUGGGAAUCAAGGGGCAGGCUACAAUCCGAACCGUGGAGGGCAGGGUGGUGGCUAUGGCAGUGGCCCGUAUCCCCAGCAAGGACGAGGACCUCCUUACCCUGGCGGUGGAAUGGGUGGAGCAGGUGGUCUGCGGGGCAGUGGUGGCAGUGGCUAUGGAGCUGGCGGGCCAAACUACCAACAGGGUGGCCUCAUAUGGUGCGUCCGGUCCAGGUCGAGGACCAAACUACUCUCAAGGUGGCUCCCGCAAUCAGCAACAGUAUGGGAACUGGCAAUAAUAUGGCAGGCAGUAUCAUGCCAUUGA
Messenger RNA from Miscanthus lutarioriparius, 1572 nucleotides. Lineage: Eukaryota; Viridiplantae; Streptophyta; Magnoliopsida; Poales; Poaceae. The record is from the annotation of a GenBank genome assembly.